UGUGUUUUUAAAAAGUUGACUCUGACUGUUGGGACUACAUUCACUAACCCAUUCACUCUCACUCACUGGAUCGACAAUUUGACCAAAGGAGGACGCAGAGAGGACGAAGUCUGGUCUGUCUUUAUCAAGUGAAGCUCCUACAACAAAGAUAUUACAAGAACGACGGGAUUACUCAGCCACCUCAGCAAGAAUAAAGAGAUAACGUUACACGAGAAGCAGACACCUGUCGCCCUCCAAACCACAGAAACACUUUGGAAGUCAUGAAGCUGAUUGUGCUGCUCUGCUCCGUUCUUCUGCUCUCCUUCUCUGCUCUGUCAGAGGCGGAGGAGAACUGUCUAGACAGCAAUGAGACGCCACCAGACCAGGACGUUCGGGCUGGAUUUACAGAGCCUCAGUGUGAGCGCUAUGGAGCACAUAUGUGCACCAAGCAGUACGAGCCGCUAUGCGGGAGCGAUGGAGAAACCUACAGCAACGAGUGUGUUCUCUGCCGGAAGAUCAGAACCGAGAAGAAAAACAUCCAAGUGACAAAGCAAGGACCAUGCUGAGCUGAAAAGACUUCAGCAGUGAAGCCCUGUCGUAGACAAGAGAUAUGAUUUGGCCUGUACCUUUCAAUAAAGGGACAUACUGCAACGU
Messenger RNA from Mugil cephalus (flathead mullet), 633 nucleotides. RefSeq names its product trypsin inhibitor ClTI-1-like. Lineage: Eukaryota; Metazoa; Chordata; Actinopteri; Mugiliformes; Mugilidae. The coding region runs from base 261 to 545 and encodes 94 amino acids. The transcript is spliced from 5 exons. Gene Ontology annotation, molecular function: protein binding; serine-type endopeptidase inhibitor activity. The record is from RefSeq and is a predicted model, not a curated record.